Messenger RNA from Fukomys damarensis (Damara mole-rat), 9290 nucleotides. It is a transcript of the gene St8sia3, whose product is annotated as ST8 alpha-N-acetyl-neuraminide alpha-2,8-sialyltransferase 3. Gene Ontology annotation, biological process: oligosaccharide metabolic process; N-glycan processing. The record is from RefSeq and is a predicted model, not a curated record. Bases 88 to 1230 code for a protein of 380 amino acids. Gene Ontology annotation, molecular function: alpha-N-acetylneuraminate alpha-2,8-sialyltransferase activity. Lineage: Eukaryota; Metazoa; Chordata; Mammalia; Rodentia; Bathyergidae. The transcript is spliced from 4 exons.
CACACACACACACACUCACACGCCAGCGAGCCGCUGGCCGCUCAAUGGACCGAUUUCCCCGGGUUCCCUGAUCCCAGUCCACCCGGGAUGAGAAAUUGCAAAAUGGCCCGGGUCGCCAGUGUGUUGGGGCUGGUCAUGCUCAGCGUCGCCCUCCUGAUUUUAUCGCUCAUCAGCUACGUGUCCCUGAAAAAGGAGAACAUCUUCACCACUCCCAAGUACGCCAACCCGGGGGCGCCCCGAAUGUACAUGUUCCACGCGGGAUUCCGGUCACAGUUUGCGCUGAAGUUUCUAGACCCGUCGUUUGUGCCCAUUACGAAUUCUCUCACCCAGGAACUCCACGAGAAACCCUCUAAGUGGACAUUUAAUCGGACAGCGUUUUUACAUCAAAGGCAAGAAAUUCUUCAGCAUGUCGAUGUAAUAAAAAAUUUUUCUUUGACCAAGAAUAGUGUUCGGAUUGGACAACUGAUGCACUAUGAUUAUUCCAGCCAUAAAUAUGUUUUCUCUAUUAGCAAUAACUUCAGAUCGCUGCUUCCAGAUGUAUCGCCCAUUAUGAAUAAGCAUUACAAUAUCUGUGCUGUGGUUGGAAAUAGUGGGAUCCUGACAGGGAGCCAGUGUGGACAAGAAAUAGAUAAAUCAGAUUUUGUUUUUCGUUGCAAUUUUGCCCCUACGGAGGCUUUCCAAAGAGAUGUUGGAAGGAAAACCAACCUUACCACCUUCAACCCCAGCAUUCUGGAAAAAUACUACAACAAUCUUUUGACCAUUCAGGACCGUAACAAUUUUUUCCUCAGUUUAAAAAAGCUUGAUGGGGCCAUUCUUUGGAUCCCUGCAUUUUUCUUCCAUACUUCAGCAACUGUUACCAGAACGUUAGUUGACUUUUUUGUUGAACACAGAGGUCAGUUAAAAGUCCAAUUGGCGUGGCCUGGAAAUAUAAUGCAACAUGUCAACAGGUACUGGAAAAACAAACAUUUGUCACCCAAACGGCUGAGCACGGGUAUUCUUAUGUACACCCUUGCAUCAGCAAUAUGUGAAGAGAUCCACUUGUAUGGAUUUUGGCCUUUUGGAUUUGACCCCAACACAAGGGAAGAUCUUCCAUACCAUUACUAUGACAAAAAAGGAACCAAAUUUACCACCAAGUGGCAGGAGUCCCACCAACUGCCUGCUGAGUUUCAGCUGCUAUAUCGAAUGCAUGGGGAAGGGCUCACCAAACUGACUCUGUCACACUGUGCCUAAGAACUCUGAAUGGAAAGUGCCAAAUGGCUGUUUAAAAAAGUGCCCCAAAUCAAAUUGAAUAGUCUUCUGAAUAGAACCCCAGAGACUGUCUUAUAAGGCUUGUCUGCCACUUAAAUGGAAAGAUGUCUUCUUCUUUUGCACUGCUCUUUGAAUGGUCUUAGCUGAUUUUUGCAGGACAGGUGCACUGAAACUAUGUGAUUUGAACUUGACUGAUGAAGGGAACGUUGCAUUUGGAAGUAUGCUGCUAACAAAACGGUUUGACAUAUUUCCAUGUUUGUAUUUUAAUAAUGAACUACUCCUGUGUCAGCCGGGACAAAAGCUAUAGUUUUCUAUAGCUCUGCUUCAGUAUAGUCCUCAUAAUCAGAGGUCUCUGGCCAGUUGGGGCAGAAUCUGCUUAGCCAGUGGGAUCAAACUCUUCAAAAUGGAAACAAGAAAAAAUGGUUUGCACCCCUCCUCUUUUCUCCUGCCCCCUUCCUUUCUCUUUCUUUCUAUCAUGCCUUUUCCUCUCCAUGCAACCAUAUCCCUUGCCCCAUCACCAUGGAGUUUAAUAUUUGCUAGGAAUUUUAUUGAAUUAGCUUUGCUUGUAUGUUUGCCUCUGUACUUGAUGUGUUCAAGGCUGUAGGUCACUUUGAUAUUUCAUGAUAAACUGAGCAAAUCAUGAUGAAUCCCCACAUGAUUAAUUUUGUAAGAAAUGCCUCUUAUAAAGUCUUCACUUGUCCAUAUGGUCAUUCAACAGCAGGGCAGUCCCUCUGGGAUGAGCAGAAUACAAUGCAGUGUGGUGUCUUUCACCAUCUUAAAGAAAGCCUGUGGCAUGGGUGGCACUGCAUGUCUUGACAUGAGUACAAUUACGGCAGACAAUAGCACUGGCCUCAACCACAAGGGCCUUCCAGCCUGCCUCCGACAGUCCCAGUUCAAGCAUUGGGCUGGGCAUCCUCUCAGAAUAUGGAGGCAAUGAGUUAGGUGACUAGCCUGAGACACAUACAGGAAAAUAAAGAAGAUUGAAGCAUAAUUAUAGAAUCCCAUACACUGCAGAACUGUAACCAUGUUAUAUGAUCAGAGCCUUGGAGAACCACCAGGGUUGGAGUAGAAGAGAAAGCCUGAAGUUGGCCAGGCUCCCACCAUGUGAAUAAUGCUGGAGUGAGGUUGUCUCAGUAUGGUGCCCGCCACCAUCAAUCCAGAACUGUUUGUUCAUUUUGAGACAGUUUUAAACACUAGAUAUUCCCUAUUUCCACUGAAAUCAGAUCUAUAUUCCUACAAAUUAAGUAUUUACAAAAGGAAAAGCCAUUGAACAAGUCUUGAUACUAAAUAGCCCUUGAAAUGUAAGAAUAUGUAGACCUGUCAUGAAGGAGUUAGCUAGCCAUUCUCCUUUUCAUUUCUUCAGCCUUAGAAGUAGAAAUCACAUCACUCCCACCCUUAGCUUUUUACUGAGCAGCCCUUUGUUCUUCCAGUUCAGCCCAAAGUCUGGCCAAGUUGAUGUUAAAUUUUAAUAAGAGUUUCUUUUCUGUUUCCAAAUGCCAGUCAAACACAUUUGUUUUAUGUUUCAGUGGGAUAGCUCAUUGUUUUCCAGAAACUUCAUCUAAACUGCUUGAAUGUGACAAAUAUGGUUAAAACUAACUGCUGUUGCUCACUCAUCAGCACAUUACCCCUCUUUGAAAAGGUAUAAUCAUGCCUAAAAUUAAAUGAAAUACAAUAAGCAAAGACAGUCAUGUUCUGCCUGGUCCUAAAGAUGUAUUGUUCUUUUCAAGAGGAUAAUCAGAGUGGCUUUCAUAGAUCCAGGUAUUAACUAGUGAAAGAAAAACCGCUCAGGUCAGCACAGAUGCUGACACAUCUUACAAUGCCAAGUGAAUGUCAGUUAUCCCAAUAGAUGUGAAAAAUAGGAAUAGACAUUUCAACAUAGGAAAUAAAAACCAACUCUACAUCUAAAAUAACUAUAAGGCAAGAUAUAAAAACAUUUUAAAAUUCAAUGGUACAACUUUAUGGACAUCAAAAUAUAACAUGUUUCUUCCUUAGCUGUCACUUUAAAGAGGUUGAAAGAGGCCAAUGAAGCUGUACUACCAUUCUCACUAUGCUUGGUUAAGAUCACUGUGAGAUUGAUAAAUAACAGAAGUAUGUAGCCAGCUGUCCCUAAACACUUAGUUCAUUUGGUUAUAGCUAAGUGAUACUAAUGCCAGUAUUACCCAGGCCAGGUACUGAUUCUGGGGUUUUAGUCUAAUGUGCCCAGUAAUUUUUACUAAAUACAGAUGCAUAGACACUUUGAUCUAAGAGAUCAAAGGCAUAAAGGACCAGAAUCCCAAAAACCAGUUAAUUGUUUCAAAGUGAACUAUUUAAAUUUGAAUCUCAUCACAGUGCCAUGGUUUUUGUUUUUUUAAGUUCAGGAAGAUUUUUUAAAAAAUCUUAAUGUACACUUGCUCUAUCUUUACCUUAGAAUGAGAACACUUUCCCACCCCACCCCCUACUGUCAUCUGAACUAUAAUAAGAGGAACUCAAAAUAGUGGGGAAAUAGACUUUUCUCUAGAACUAGAAGGGCUUAGAGAUCAGCUCCUCCCUACUUUCAGGCAGAAUUUCUUGGUGCUGAUCCCAAAAGACCACCAUUCUUUUUGUUAAAACAUUUUCUGAAGAAAAUUCCAAGCUCUCCUGAACUUCUUUCACAGCCUAGAUCCCUUUAUUGCAAAAUACAUGAAAUUUGUUAGUAAAGCAUUUAUCCCAUUUUAACGCACAUAAUAGGUGCUCAACAGGGGCAGCUAUUACUAUUAGAGUAUUUUCAUUGUUGAUUAUGAUCAUACCUACAGUUCCAGCAUGGGAAAAAACAGCUGCUAGCUAAUCAUACAAGAUCCCCUUUGUUGUUAAAGAUUGGUUCAGAGAUUAAAGCUAUAUGACCACCAUCAUGAUCAAAAGAUUCGGUGGGUCCCACGUGUCCUGAUCAGAAGGCAGUGGUGUCAGUAACCAGAGUUUCCUGGCUCUCCCAUGUCUCCCAGGCUUUACUCAGCUAGAGAAACACACCCCUGGCUUUGCAUUGCCCUUACUUUGGGGGUUCUAGGCUAAAUGCAUACUUUUGUCAGAAACUUUCCCCUUUGUAAAUAUUUCUAGCAGGGCUACCUCCAGCUACAGGAAUAAAUUUCACUAUCAAUCCCCCAAGGCUAUCUGCACAUGACAUCACCGCAAAUGACCUAUUAAGUUGCAGAGGAGAAAGAAAUCCUCAAACAUUUGGCUACCUGCUUAAUUAAUACUAGACCCACAAAUUAGACCCACUGAUUUCACCAGUUAGUUGUUCUGGGUCAUGUGCAAACAUGUAGAUCCUGGGGAGACAGGAUUAAAAGGUGAUCUUGAGAAUUCUUCCUCCCAUGCCUAUAUUUGAUGAUUAAAACAUAUGUGGUUCCUCCACCAUGUGUCUGUGUCUUAGAUAUCCUUGACCAUAAUUAUAGAAGUGUGUUUAACAGCAGUGUGUGCCCAUCAGUGCUGGUUGUAAUUACUGUGCCAUCUAUCUGUGACCUUGAUGCCAGAGACCUGACCAUGGGGCUCCCAGCAAGGACACCCCCACCUUAAGAACUUUCCCUCCCAGUGCACAGGCCGCCACCUAGCCAUGAAUGUGAGUGCUACUUGGUAGGGAAGUUGAGGAAUGAAGAACAUAUCUUCUAACUUUGGUCAAGGCACUAAGUGCUAAACAUUCUCAGGCAGUAAUGCAUUGUUGUCCUGAGGCCUGUGGAAAAAGGAGCAUCGUCAAGUACUAGGACACUGGAAAGGGAAGUCUUUGAAUUUCUCCAGUCCUAAUUAUUGGCACAAAUGAGAAAAUGGACAUACAAAGAGGACAAAUGAUUUUGUCCUACUGCAGGGUAAUUAGUGAGAAAUUCUGACUCUUCAUCUUGGCUUUGUCAGUAUCAAAUGAAGGGAAAGAGAUUUUGGUCUGGGGUCCUUUGGGCACGAAAAGGAUUGUGAAAGGCAAAAGGAAGAAAAGAAAAAUAUUUCUCAACACAAAACAAUAAAGAUGCUUGAAUAGAUAUAUAACAGUCCACUGAUAAUGACCCAUGUUUUCCCCAGAAAUGAAGGAAAACCCUCUUCGUAAACCAUUUGAUAAAUCAAUAUAGUUAUUGAUGGUUCACAGUUGACAAAAAUAUUAUCCAGUAAUCUAUCUUAAUAAAAUUUUGUUUUACUAAUAUGUAUGCAUAAUUUAGAAGUUGAAGGCUAAAAAUAGUUAUAUACUUUUCCUUGUGUGUAGUUUUCAGCAGGAGUCCCUUGAGUUAAGAAAUCCUUUCCAUAUUAUGCAUAUUUUUAAUGGCAUACUUUACUAUAUUUAGUUCAACAUGCUAAGAAGAUGUACAAAUAAUAAUCACUUUGGUGGGUCUUCCUUUCUUCAAAAAUGACAAUUUCCUCUAUAACUUUAGAUUUUAAAUCCUUUUUUUAUAUAAUUGUGCACAGAAGGCAAAGGUUUGUGCUUAGUUUCUACUCCUUCCUGAAUGUGUACAGUGGAAGUUUUGUUUCUGAACAGAAUUGGGCUUGUGUACAUGUUGUUGAAGAGUCCCAAUAGAACAUCCCAGGAUCUGAGGAUCAGGGCACCUUGGCUGGCUGUUUGACCUGUCUGGAUUCUGUGGCCCAAUAAAUCAAAGCCACAAGGGAGUUGAUGCCAAGGACCAAAAUAACUAAUUAUGUCUCCCUCGCAUUCUGACUGCUUUGGCACCUAAAUAUAACAUUUGAAAUAGGGAAUAUCUUAGAAUGUCACAAUUGAAGUAGGGAGUACUUCUGAACAUUUAUUUUUAUUGUGAUGACUUAUUGAAAACAUAUAUUUAAAUAGAUGCUUUAUAUUCUAUGAAGCUCAUUCUCUUAUUGUUUACAGUGGAAUUACAGUGAAAAGUCUAUUGUGGACUAACUGACUCCAACUUAAGAUUACAAUUAGGUUCUGGGUGAGGACCUGAUUUAUGCCACUAAUUCAUCAGCAAAAAAAAAAAAAGUAUGAAAUUAGGACUCUUUAAAAUAUAAUUCUUUAUCCUCCCUCCAAAGCUUUACCUUAACAAUGUCUUGGGAUAAACCAGUUUACAAAGAUUCAUAGAUGAUUCUUUUGUUUCCAGCACUAGGAAACCAGUAAUAUUAAUAUAUAGCAUAGUCAAACACCAUUCUGACCAGAGUAGCUGAAUGUAUAUCAUGCAGUUAGUAUAAAAUGUUUUUUAAAAGUAUCACGAUAUAUGGCAAUGUAGACAUAGUCUUAGUGGCUCAAACAGACAUCUCUUAGCCAGACUGACCCUUGGUUAAUCUGUAAGUGAAGAGUAAUUAGUCAAUCUAGGCAGAAUAGAUGCAAGCUUGAGGACCAAGUUAGGAGCAUUGCUUUAAUAUGCAUAACUCCAAGAUUGGCGUGUAAUUUCCCUUUCUGUAUUUCAAAUGAAGGAGCCCAUCUUGGGACAUUCAUGUUUAUAAAUGGAUAGAUUGAGAAACAGAGAAGUUAAAUGAUUUAUUUAGACUCACUUUGGGAGUCAUUCCCAGAGCCUAAAAUAAAACACUACUCAAAGAGUCUGAUUUCUCAGUCUCUAAAUCAUGCUCCAAUGGUCUCCAACUAAAAUGAAACUAAUCAAGAAAGGAAAUUCAAAGGGCUUAAACCCCAGACCAACCCAGAAUAAGUGAGGUGAUGAGUUCCUACUAGGUUCCUCAUUCUUUUGGAGAAGGUGUGAACAUCCUAAUGAAGUUUUGGCCAGGCUUCUUUCUAUAUCUGUGCACAUACAAAGCCUUUACUCUUCAGAGGAACCAAACGACUCUGAUUUCCCUUCUGUGGGAUUCAGUAACAGUUUUAGCUCUUCGGUGCAUUGCAUUAAACAACUAGCACAAGAGAACUGUCAUUUACCAGUUUCUGUGGUAUAAAUACUCUCAAAGUAGCCAGUUUUAAGCUACUAACUUAAUUUCAACCAGCUGAAAAUACAACAGUGUUUUCAAGAGCCAGGAUGAGCUGGCUUUACAAUGAGUCGCCUCCAGCACAGCACUGUCUAAACAAUUUCCCAGUCAGUGAGUAGCAAAUAGAAGAGGCUAGCAGUGCCUUUGGAGGGACACCCAAGUGCCCCUUUCCCACAGGGAAACAUUUUCUGCCUUGGACAGUUUUGCUAAUUUUUAGUAAAAGACUAUUGUCUGGGCUGAGGAUGUAUCUCACAUGGUUGAGCACUUGCCUAAAAGGCGUGAAACUCUGGGUCCAGUCCUAAGCACCACACACAAAAAAACUUCAUAGACAUAGAGAUGGAGAUUUAGAUAUAGAUCAUAUAGAUACAGAUUUUAAACUAUCAUCCUAAAGGUUUCAAAAUAUAUCCUGUCGGGAACCUCUCAACAGCUUCCUCAGUACCUUAGAUUAUCAGCAAUGGUUUUUCUAAUUUCAGUGACCUUCCAAGUACAUAAAUAAUCUCUAACUUAACUGCCAGUUGAAACUAUGUUUGGUUGAUUUCUUUUUUCCAGUACUAAGGAUGGAACCCAGAGCCUUCACACUGAGCCACAUACCCAUCCAGUAUUUUUUUUAAGAUAGGGUCUUGCUAAACCAUGAAGUUGCCCACGCUGAGCUCCUGAGCUCAAAUUUGCAAUCUUCCUGCUUCAGACUCCUAGAGUAUUGGAACUAUAGGCUUGGAUCACCAUGCACAACAUCUUCUGUCUUUUUAAUCCUGUAGCCCACUGCCUGUUUCCUCAGUUCUGUAGUUUACCCCAUCCACUUGUUCAUCUUCCUUCUGACAAAGCAUGAAAUUCACAGACAUCCAUAAAACAGUUCUACAAUGGCACAGAGAUAAAACAAGACAUUUACUCAGCUUAGCUGGUCCCAUGUGCCUGCAGAGGCCCCGUGAUUUGUCUGUACCCCACCAACGGACCCUCAGCAGCCGCCAUUUCAUCAUGACUGAAAUCUGCAUACGCAUGCAGCAGUCUCUUCCCUUAGAAAAGUAAUUAAUGAUAAAAAAAAAAAACAAAUUACUACUGAACUGGAACACCUUUGGGCAAUUUAAGUGGCCAUACUGUGUAGAGCAAGGUGUCAGACAGUGCUCUGCACUUAGCUAAACUAGUAUAAAGCUAUAUCUGGAAAAAAAAAUAUCCACAAUCAUGUGGCCACAAAGUCCUCUGGCACUGAGCAGGAACGCAGCUGUCCUCCCUCACCACUGGUGAUGAGUGGACAGCUACUGAGUGUUUAGAAUUCAGAUGUCCUGGCAAUCCACAGAACAUGCUUGCAAAUUAAAAGUCUUUCUGAUGGAAAUCAUUCUGAAGUGGGUGUAAUUAAGUCUUGUGAAAAGCAAUGCUGGGGAAAAAAUACUUAAUUCCUCAGACAUAGUGAAUGGCCAUAGGUGUUUGUUCUGCAUUAGUGAACCAAAAUUAGAUCAUGAAGGACCAAAUCUACUUUCCUUGCUGUAGUAAAAUAUCUUGCAUCUUUUAUAAGGCAUUUCUACACUGUAAAUGUUUAAAACUCAAGUUGAACAUUUUUUAUACAGUAUUAUAUUUAAAAGACCAGGGCAUACCUCUGUUUUCUGUUCUUAACAAUCACUGAAAUUAGCUUGUUUUUCUAUACUGAGCAAGCAUGUUUUGUUUUAAAUGAGUCAGGUAUAUGUUUGAGUUUUUCUCUGUUUCCAAAAAGUUUUAUGUAACAUGGGCACAAAGUAUAUUUUUUCUUUCUCUGGCUGUUCCUGAUGCCAAAGAGAUAAAAGUCCAUAGCUACAAGCACAAGAGACUUGGCAAGUAGGCCCCACUUUAUUAUGAACAAAUUUCCAGCAAAACCAGCCAUGUGGAACUAGCCAUGAUCAUAUUUUUAGCUAGGAAUAUAGCUAGGAAAUAUUUAUAGCUAGGAAAAAUUGGUAGACAAUAAGAAAGAAAUUUGGUCAGCAUAUAUAGGUGGAAUGAAGUCAGUAGGGCACUUAGAAAAUGGAGAGAGAGCGGUUUCCCUUGAAAUACAAAAUCUAGACCAUUUUGUAAAACUUAAAGUAACUGUACUUCACAUUACAACUGCUGUUCAACCAAGAUCAGAUCUGCAGCAAAGCAGAUUUACAGCAAGACCCCUAAGAAGGAUUCAUGAUGGGUCUGGUCUCAAUCACCAAGCAUCAGUAAUUAGCACUGAAAUUCUCCCA